AUGCAUUUCAGAACUUUAGUCGCUUCCAAAGUUGUCAAGAUUUCGCAGUUGGUUUCGCCUUCUUCACAGGUUUUUCGCAUCUAUUCUUACCCAUUUGCAUUGGUUUAUGCUGCAUGGGUUUAUGUACGCUUUUGGCAUUAUGACCGGUUUCUUGGAUCUUCCGAGUUUGCUCUGCUUUCGUUCCUUAUUGUCGCUGCAAUUCAUGUUCUAUCGUACCUUGUCUGUUUAUGGAGCGUGCAAGCCCGUGUUGCUUUGACUUGCAUUAAACAAGUCGAUCCAUUUAAAGCAACUGCAAUCAUGAUUCUUCCUGUUCCUGACAGUGGUUCUGGUGCUCUCUGUGAUUUAAAGCGUUCUGAAAUCACCAACACGGAUGGAUCUAAAGAGAUCUACUUUUUGUAUCAGCAAAAAAAAUACAUUUUUAAUACAGAUAAGAAGCGAUUUGAGAAACUGGAUUAUCUGUCAUCUCACGAACUAGACAUGCAUUACUAUAAAACCCAACGGGGUAUUGCUACUGAUCAAAUGGUUCAAGUCACUCAUGAAAAAUAUGGCAGUAAUCGAUUUGAAGUGCCUAUUCCAACUUUCCAGGAACUGUUUAAAGAGCACGUUGUUGCACCGUUCUUUGUUUUCCAGCUGUUUUGUGUUGCGCUAUGGUUUUUAGAUGAAAUGUGGUACUAUUCUCUGUUUACUCUCAGCAUGUUGUUUGUGUUUGAAUCGACUGUUGUUUUUCAGCGUCUGAGAAAUUUGCAAGAAUUUAGAGCCAUGUCGAUUAAGCCGUAUCCUAUUCAUGUCUAUCGUGGCAAUAAAUGGGUUUUGAUCCAAACUGACGAGUUGCUCCCAGGCGAUUUAUGCUCUGUUACUCGGCAAAAAGAUGAAUCUCCAGUUCCAGCUGACAUGAUUCUUGUUGAUGGCUCGUGUAUUGCCAAUGAAGCUAUGCUGUCUGGCGAAUCUACUCCACAACUCAAGGAACCCAUUAGUCUUCGCGACGAUCAUGAAAUUUUUGAUCCUGUCGAAGACAAAAACCAUGUCCUAUUUGGUGGUACCAAGAUUCUUCAAGUGACUUCACCAGAAGAUUCCAGUGCCAUUCAAACGCCAGAUAAAGGCUGUCUAGCGCUAGUUUUACGCACAGGAUUUGCUACCCAACAAGGAAAACUUGUUCGUACGAUUGUUUACUCCACUGAGAGAGUUUCUGCCAACAAUGCCGAAUCUCUAUUCUUUAUUCUGUUUCUUCUUAUAUUUGCCAUUAUUGCUUCGUGGUACGUAUGGACUACCGGUAGCAAGGAUGAAGAGCGUAACCAGUCCAAGCUUCUUUUGCAUUGUGUGCUAAUUAUCACUUCCGUUGUUCCCCCAGAGCUUCCCAUGGAGUUGUCAUUGGCGGUAAACAACUCGCUGGUAUCAUUGGCCAGAGCAUAUGUGUUUUGCACUGAACCAUUUCGCAUUCCAUUUGCGGGAAGAAUUGACAUUGCAUGUUUUGACAAGACUGGAACAUUGACAGCAGAGAACUUGAUUGUUGAAGGUGUGACUGGAUUAACUGGAUCUAUGGACGACUUGUCUUUGCCCACCCAGCUACCUAUUGCUACGACACAUGUGCUGGCUGCUGCUCAUGCUUUGGUCAGACUUGAAGAUGGUGUGAUUGGUGAUCCAAUGGAGAAAAAUACGCUGGAAUCAAUUCGCUGGAUGCUUGAUAGUGGAGAUAUCAUUACACCCAAGCCAGAGGUUAGUAAAAGCAUUUCAGGUCAUUGCAUCAAGGUGCAACGUCGAUUUCCCUUUUCUUCUUCACUGAAACGCAUGUCAACUAUAUCGCUGCUAGAGGAUGGAUCAGCCCAAGCAAAGACGCUUAUUUCAGCCAAAGGAGCACCUGAAACCAUUAAAGGCAUGCUUCGCACCGUGCCCAAAGACUAUGACGAGCAUUACAAAUACUGGGCACGUCGAGGCAAACGUGUUCUUGCUUUGGCAUACAAACAUGCACCUAAAAUGACAGUCACUCAAAUACGCGAUCUCACUCGUGAACAAACAGAAAAGGAUCUUGUAUUUGCUGGAUUUUUAAUUUUCUAUUGUCCUUUGAAGCCUGACUCGAUCAAUGCCAUUCGUAUUUUGAACGAGUCGCUUCAUCGUGUUGUCAUGAUUACAGGCGACAAUGCACUCACUGCCUCUCAUAUUGCUCGUGAGGUGGAGAUUGUUCAACGAGAUGUGCUUGUGGCUGAUGUAGAUACAAGUGGUAACUUGGUCUGGGAAACUGUGGAUGAAAAAGUGCGUAUUCAAAUUGAUACCGAUUGUAUUGAUGUGGAUUCCCGGCUUAAAAAGUAUGAUUUGGGCUGCACAGGAUUAGGACUGGAUGCUUUGAUCAACACGCCAUGCUUUAAUGCACUUUUGCCUCGUAUGUGGGUGUAUGCUCGAGUUUCUCCAAGUCAAAAAGAACUUAUUUUAACGCGACUGAAGCAGGCUGGAUAUUUUACGCUCAUGUGUGGUGAUGGCACGAAUGAUGUUGGUGCACUUAAACAGGCUCAUGUGGGUAUUGCUCUGCUGGAUACAACUCCAGAAGAUCUUCAAAAGAUUGGUGUGCGCAUGCGUGAAAAGCACAAGAAAGCCAUGCUUACUAAGCAGAAUGAAAUGCUAAAAAAAUGGGGAUUACCACCUGUUGCUGAUUCGGCAGGAUCAGCAACAGGCAGUGGUUCGAAUGACAAAAAACAAGGUUUACUCGCGAAUACCUCGCAAGCAGCUCCUGUAUCUUCUGCCACUACUGUUGGUACCAAAUCUCGACCUGCAAACAAUGCUGCACCGCUAACCAACAUGAUGGAUAUGAUGAUGGAAGAAAUGGAUGACGAUAUUCCCAAGAUCAAGUUUGGUGAUGCGUCUGUUGCUGCACCUUUUACUUCUAAAAUUUCUAGUGUCAUGUCUGUUGUUAACAUUGUGCGUCAAGGUCGUGCUACGCUUGUUGCCAUGGUUCAAAUGUACAAGAUUCUUGGGCUCAACUCUUUGAUUAUGGCUUACUCUCUUAGUGUGCUUCAUCUUGCAGGUAUCAAGCAAGGAGAUUGGCAAGCAACGAUUGCAGGAUUUAUGAUUACAAUCUGCUUUUUUGGCAUUGCCAAAUCCGAAGCUUUGGAAAAGCUUUCUCGUCAACGACCUCAACCCAACAUUUUUAACCUUUAUAUUGUAUUGAGUGUAUUGGGACAAGCAGCUAUUCACAUUGCUGCCUUAAUCUAUAUUCGUCUUGAAGCCAUCAAGUAUUCUGAAGCCAUGGAAGAAGUCGUUCCUUUGGAUGCAGAAUUCACACCCAACCUCCUCAACAGUGCAGUAUAUCUUGUAUCCCUCAUUAUGCAAAUCUCUACGUUUGCAAUCAAUUAUCAAGGCCAACCCUUUCGCGAAAGUCUUUUCCGCAACAAAGCCAUGUUCAAUAGUUUAGUGAUUGUGGGAUUGAUUGCUUUUGGAGCUGCAAUGGAAAUAUCGGAUGAGUUGAAUGACUGGAUGCAGCUUGUAGAAUUUCCUCCCGAGUUUAAGCGAAAACUGUUGAUUACCAUGACAUUGGAUUAUGGAGUUGCUUGGGCAGUUGAGAUGGGAUGUUCGUGGCUUUUUGCUGAUAAUAAGGCCAAGGCGAGUUUAUUUCCUGUAGAUUGA
Batrachochytrium dendrobatidis JAM81 is the source of this 3612-nucleotide messenger RNA. Its product is annotated as ion-transporting P-type ATPase SPF1. Gene Ontology annotation, cellular component: endoplasmic reticulum membrane. Gene Ontology annotation, biological process: intracellular calcium ion homeostasis; transmembrane transport. The record is from RefSeq and is a predicted model, not a curated record. Lineage: Eukaryota; Fungi; Chytridiomycota; Chytridiomycetes; Rhizophydiales. The transcript has 4 exons. Gene Ontology annotation, molecular function: ATP binding; P-type ion transporter activity; ATP hydrolysis activity. Bases 1 to 3612 code for a protein of 1203 amino acids.